UUGAAUUAAUUGUAAUAUUGAUGAAAUGGUUUUUUAUAUAUACACUUUGCGUAAAAAAUGUGAUUUCUUAACAUCUAUGAACAGAAGUUCAUCUCUAGAAUUGUAAAGUUACAUUUUGGAAAGUGGUCGCCUGCUAUCGGUUAUAUGUACAUGGCUUUUAGUUUUCAGUAUUUUUGUCCACAAAUAAAUUAAAGGAAACAUAUUUUGAAACUAAAAUUGUUAAGUGCAUAAGAAAGCAGACUAUUCACACAAAAAUGGUUACAUAUAUUUAAGUGUUAAAUCCGGAUCCUUACAUAGCUACAUUUCGGAAAUUAGCUCAGGGAAUUAAACUCAGGAAAUUCAAUAAGAUACAUAAUUACCUAACACAUACAUAUUCCUACUUUGGUACAUGUGAGAAAUGAUUUGGUACGUCCUGUGAAGUACAAAAAGGGUAUAAUGGAUACAAACUUCGUUGACAUGGCAUACGAACGUUAUGGAAUACUAGUCCAAAAUGAGCAAUAUGAUGAAGACAUAACAAAGCCGGAUGAUAUUCAAAAAAUUAAUAUUAACAAUGCCAUUUUUAUUCCGGACGGCAUUUCCAGCAGCGGUCAAAUAAAUUCACAAAGAAAUAAAAUGUUUGAUUCGUUCCUUCAGUCCGAAACUCAAUAUACUGAAAACAUAAUGAAUGCAAAUAUGCAUGGAAAACAAUUACUGAAAGCAUCGGAGAACGUUUGCCCAUCUAAAAUAAAGAAGAAUGCCAAGAACUAUUUGACAAACUUUGAAAUGGCGAACAGUUUUAAGAACAUCGAUUGCUCCGAACAGCACGAAAUUUCAAAGGCGUUGGUGAAUUGCCUUCAAGACAAUGUAAGAGAAAUAAAAGAGUCUGGUAUUGGAGACCGCAUUACUGAAACUUCCGAUACAAUUGGGAUAACAUCAUCUGGAAAGUCGAGACGCUGGGAACAAAAACUGGUUCAAAUUAAAACUAUGGAAGGGGAAUUCAGUGUAACUAUGUGGGCAUCUGGAACAUCCGACGACGAAUACUCUGGGUCGGAGCAAAAUAUUGGCGAAACAGAAUUUUUGAAAGAAACACAUAGCACAUCAGAUGGCGCAAUGGUCAUUUCACAAAGCCAUGAAACAGAAUCAGAAUUUGGACAGGAGGAAACCCUGUUGCGGCAACAGAUUUUGUUUCAUCAAGAAUUGCAAAUGCAGCAACAAUUAAACGUCGUUCCGUUAACGGGACAGUUACCAAAGGAGAAAAAGCUUCUUGCGCAAACAAAGAAUUCUUCCAACAAAAACCUCACAAAAUCAAUGUCCAGUUGUGAAACUCAAUCUUUACUAACUAAUUCCAUUACAAAUGUACAGGCUAUAAAUCGGUCUGAAGCUAUUACAAUUGAAAAUCAGAGAUUAUUAGAUAAUGAUAAUGACUGUGACUCACAGACAGCAGGAACACUGCCAUUUAGUCUUGUUCUCCAAGGAAGCUUACAAUCAGAUAGCUCGUCAACUCCGCCCCAACUAGCAUACAAUGAAAACCUGGGAGCUUCAGUUACAACCAAUGAUGUGGACUUAGUGGCUUAUCCAAACGAUAAAAAAAUAGCAUGCCCCCAUAAAGGAUGUCAUAAAAAUUUCAGAGACUCGUCUGCAAUGCGCAAACAUUUACAUACGCAUGGUCCUCGUGUGCAUGUUUGUGCAGAGUGCGGAAAAGCUUUCGUAGAAAGUUCUAAACUAAAAAGACACCAGCUCGUUCACACCGGAGAAAAACCAUUUCAGUGUACCUUCGAAGGAUGUGGGAAACGUUUUUCACUCGAUUUUAACUUAAGGACACACGUAAGAAUACACACCGGAGACAGGCCAUUUGUUUGCCCCUUUGAUUCCUGCAAUAAAAAAUUUGCUCAGUCCACAAAUUUAAAAUCACACAUAUUGACUCACGCAAAAGCGAAGAGGAACACAAGUACUAUGCGCCACAGUACUUGUUCGAACAACGAUUCAAAUAGUCCUAGUGAUGAAACAAAUUAUAUUAAAGUAGAAUUGCGAGAUAAUGUUUCAGAAAACAAUGUUCCCUUUGUAGUGUAUGCAGACUGACAAGUUUGUACUAUGUAACAUGUAUAUUUAAGAUUAUGUUUAUAAUUUAGAAUGUAAGAAUCUUCAACAAACGUCGUACAUGAAGUACGUGUUUUUAACAACCCUAAGAAAUGUAUAAAGAAAAUUAUAUGUAUACAAAUUUCGUGUCAUGGUGCUUGAGAUUAAACUCGUCCCAAACGGCUCGACCGAUUUUUAUGAAAUUUUUG
Messenger RNA from Drosophila obscura, 2264 nucleotides. RefSeq names its product polycomb protein PHO. Gene Ontology annotation, molecular function: DNA-binding transcription factor activity, RNA polymerase II-specific; RNA polymerase II cis-regulatory region sequence-specific DNA binding. NCBI's taxonomy places the organism in Eukaryota, Metazoa, Arthropoda, Insecta, Diptera, Drosophilidae. Bases 436 to 2058 code for a protein of 540 amino acids. Gene Ontology annotation, biological process: regulation of transcription by RNA polymerase II. Gene Ontology annotation, cellular component: transcription regulator complex; PcG protein complex. The transcript has 7 exons. The record is from RefSeq and is a predicted model, not a curated record.